UGGCUCACCGCAGAGCGACUUAGAGCUUCUCAGUGAGGAACAUCUGCCAUUUCAGCCGGUGUUUUUAGGUGGUUUGGGGUUGUUUUUUGACCCGAAAAUGAGGUGAAAUUUUAAUGAUAAGCGUCUGAACAGGAUGCGGUUGGAAAGGAGCCGCUUGAGGAGUCGGUUCGGAGGAAUAUUCGGGUUUUGCUGGGUGAAGUGAGAGAGAGAGAGAGAGAGAGAGAGAGGAGGUGAAGCAGCCUGCUGGAGUGUCAAUGCUGCCUUCACUGGCGCUGAUAUUUCCCUUUCCUUUCUUCACAGUCUCCUUUAAAAGGCUGGUUUUAUUCCGAUCUGGAUCAAAAUAUAAUCGAAUUAAUCGACUGUCAGAAAAAGAAGGAGGAGGAGGCAGGAUUUUUUUCUUCCCAGCUGGAGAAUGAUAAUAUGUCCAGACGAAAACAGACCAACCCUUUCAAAGUGAAUUGUAGGUAUCACAGGGCCGUUUCACAUGACAGGCUUCUCUGGACCACAACACGCUUCGGAGAUGGAGGCGAAAGACGACUUUGCUGAAAACCCUGCAUGCCACAGCACCAACUGCAGAGACCUCGACGAGCAGGACGGCACCACUGACGAUAGUGACAGCGACUUGGACAAAGAGAACUCCUCGAGCUCCUCAGCUGAUGACAAUAUGGCGUGCCAUAAGGCGAGCCAGUGCUCCGUUCACGGUGGCAGCAUGAAGGAGGAGAACGAGAGGGAGUCAGACCUGGCGAGUAAUUAUGGGUGUCCAAUCUGCACCCUGGGGUUCGGCAACCCGGAUCAACUGAUUGCACACGUUUACCAGCACACAUCGAUGGUGGGCAGCAGUAAGAGUUACGUGUGUCCGGUGUGUGGACGAGCUCUCAGCUCGCCGGGCUCUCUCGGACGUCACCUCCUCAUUCAUUCAGACGACCGACUCUCCAACUGUGCAGUGUGCGGCGCUCGCUUUACCGACACCAACAACUUCAACAGGGAAAAGCUGAAGGAGUUCCUCAAUUCCAGCGAUCUCGAGAGCAGCACCGGAGCUCAGACCUGCUCCAUGGUCCAGGCCGUGUCGGUGUCUGAUGGUCACAUGUCCGUUCAAGGGGCCAAUCACGGAGCCACUCCAGGCUCGGGCUUCCACCCGCUCCCAGGGAGCCUCCCCUCCUCUGGAUCUUCACUUCCGUCUUUCCCAGACACCCUCAACCCACUGCCUGACUUGUUAAACCCCAUGCCCGUGUAUCCGGCAGGCGUGCUGCUGGUGUGUAACAGCUGUGUGGCGUAUCAGCAGCUGGCGGGUAACUCGUCGUCUGCGAUGAGGAAAUGGGCGUCACGGCGCCGGAACGAACCGGCGGAAGCGCGGAUGCAGCGACUGGAGCGCGAACGAGUGGCCAAGAAGAGCAAGCGUGAGCGCGAGACGCCUGAGGAGCGCGAGCUGAGACGGCUACGUGACCGCGAGGCGAAGCGCAUGCAGCGGCUGCAGGAGUCGCAGGAACAGCGAGCGCGUCGGCUGCAGCGAGACCGCGAGGCCAUGCGCCUCAAACGUGCCACCGAGACGCCUGAAAGGAGACAAGCACGGCUGGUGCGCGAACGAGAGGCUAAGCGACUCAAGCGGCGGCUGGAUAAGAUCGAACCAGCGUUGCGUGCCCAGAUCGAGCACGAUCCUGCCGCCGUGGCCGCGCUCACUGCCGACGUCAACCUCUUCCAGUUCCCCUUCCCCGUCCCCGUGUCCUCCAUGGACAACGGGCUGUUUAUGAAGCUACCCUAAUCCGACAAAGACUCGCGGGAGCAUCGGAAUUCUUCUUGCAUGUAACAAGAUCAGAUCAUUCCAAGAUGACUUUGGAUGGUCAUGUGAUCACUGGCGAAAGCGCGGGGUGAUAUUGUCUCGAGGUGAAAAUAGAAAUGCUGUUUGCACCCUAUUUCACGUUACGUAACGUUAGCUAGAUCCGUAAUCAUCAUCAUCGUCAUCUCUUGUGGUUACAGUAGAACAAUUGGCGUAACUUUAGCUAGCUCGUUAGCUAUUGAUUAUAUUUAGGCUGGUUGUGAUGUCACUUUUUUUUUAUAUAAAGUUUUUUCAAGGAACCACCUUUUUUACCUUUGCACAGUUUGUUUUUCUGGUAGAGUACAAGCCGCUGUUCUGUUUCACCUGAGCACAAAAAGACACUCCUGUUAGUUAAACACGACCGCAGGGUAAAGACUAUUUUAAUGUCCCUGCCUUCCGAACAAGCAUGUGUCAGAGAUCUGUCAGACAUAAUUCUACAGAUCCAGUUUGCAUGUGGGCCUACAGUGAGGAGGAAGAGACUUGCAGUCAUACCCUCAGAUGCCACGCCCUUGGACACCCCGCCCUCUGAUCGGCCGGAGUUUACCUGUAGCUAUGACUCCUCCUCCCUGCUGGAGCGCUGAUCCACAGAUUCAACUACCUCAUCUCAAGACUUCUCUGUUCUCGAUGUCUUCUGUCCGGAUUGCAGGGACUCGGGACUCGACACGCACGCACCGUGGUGUUGGUGCUGAGCUGCUUUUAUAAUAGUCGUCAUAUCCGUCAGAUAUUCUUAUUCUUAUGAUAUUCAUCUUGACACGUUGUUCUUAAACUCAGAGUUACAAAACUUGCAUAUUAGAACGUAAUCAUGAAUCAACCAAUAGGAGACACGAGUGGGCGUGGCUUUGAUCAAUGUCAUCACAUCCAGAGUCGUAUAAUCCAAAACGCUAGCUACGACAAAAUGCUAAAAAUGGUCCUGCUAAAAUGAAAUUCUGAAAUAUUCCAAAUCUAACUGAAAAAGACUGGUUCGAAAGUUUUAGCACCCUCUGUCGGCUCACACUGGCAUUUUUCUUUCCAGAUAUUUCUUCUCAGCAAUUCUUCUUCACCUAGUCAACAGGUUAACGGAAACAGUGUUUGGAGGCGCGUGUUUAACAGCCAGUCAAGCUGAUGGUUGUAAAAGCAGCUUUAUGCACCUUGCUCUUCUGAAAAGAGGAAAUGCCACUCUUUCUCUCUCUCUCACACACACACUAUUUAUAUUUGUAUGUGCGUGCUAAAAUGUUGAAACAGAGCAAUCCACACGGAACUCUUCUGGCUUGUGGUCAACUCAAAACCUCCACACUGAUCUCCAGAACACAAAAAAAAACAAAACACACGGGUUUCUUCUUGUCUCAGGGAUGUCGAGGAGGAACCGGUUUGUCCUCGCAGCCUGAGAGAGAAGAGGAGAGGACAGAAGAGAAGAACCUCUUCCUCCUCCGCCUCCUGCGUCUCCUCUUUCCCGCUGCAGAACGAUGAACGGUUCAGAGAAACACUGCCUCGUUCUCGCUCCGAUCGGUUCAGCCACAUGAACCUGCUGCUUCCCCCCCCCAGUUUUUCAGCUCGUCCAUGCCACCAAGGUUUCAGUAACGUUUUUCCACGAGCGCUCCAACACCUUCUCCGACUCCGUACAGCGUGGCGUGUUUGCGAACUGUUGUAGUGCUGUUCUCGUCGAGUCUCUGUAUACAGUACAUGCUGAAUGCUAAUGUUGCCUUUGUCACUGGAGAUUUUGUUAUGGUUUUAUUUCGAGACAGGCAUGAGUUCUGUUUAUUAUUAUUAUUAUUGUAAAAAAAAAAAUAUUGCAUGAAAGAAAGAUGGAUGAAUGCAGAUCGGAGGCAUGUUUGUAUCUGAUGGAUGGUUUUACAGGAAAUGAAUGCGUUAGAAGGUAAAUAGCUGAAUAGACGUAUACAUAUUUAUUAAAGCUGCUGUAAGCGAUGCUGGCCUUUGCCCUUCAGGCCUGCAUUCAAUAUGGGGGGAAAAAAAAUUGCAAAUAUUUGUGAUAUACACAUUUUCUGUUAUUUAUCAACACCGACUGAGGGGAAAAUGUAGAUCUGGCAACCUGGGAGGAAAAAAAAAAGUGGCUUGAAAUUCUUAAAAUUGUAAAAAUCAGUAUCAUUUCGCUGCUUUAAUUCGCUAAAAUUGUGAGGGGGGGAAAAUCAGAAGCUAGGUCAAAAAAAAAAAAAAAUUAGAGGUAGCUAAACCACACCAAGAUGUCGAGCUAGAUCUAAAUUCGAACUAGGCUGAUAUAUAUUUUUUUUUUUGUAAGAGUGGACCACUAUUUUGUCCCAGACCUUCUGAUUCCAGACCCGUGCUCAAUUUGUCCGGAUGUAAAUAGCCGAAGUGUUCUUAAACGUCGAUUACAGCAGCUUUAGAUACUGUUUACACGAAUUUUAACUUUUCCAUCACUCCUGAGCGAUACCUCUUGAAAAACAGGGUAAAAUCAUGUCGUAUUUUACUGUAUACUAUUUUUCCCCCCUUUUCCGACAUUCCAAUUCUUUAUUCCAGUUAUUCCCAUGAAAAAAAAGAAUAUAACACUGAUAUGCCAGUUGAGGUUUACAGGAUUUUUCCGUGGCCGUCUUUUGUCCCUGCUGUCGGACUGAAAAGGCCGAUUUGUUCCGGAUCGAAGAUAAAGAAGUGUGAGUGGGUUACAUCACUAUGCAAUGAUUCUGUGCUCCAAACCCUGGACAUCUUUACACUUUCUAUUGUAACUAUGCAGCUGAAAGGUGAAAGGACACGUGAUCGCAUGCAGCAAAUCAACACACCCACCCACCCUCGCAAAAUAGGAACUCGGAACCCAGCUCAGCUCUUGGAACCUGACCAAAAAUGUUGGUACCCCAUGUUGAAUGCAAACAACUUGAGGACCGUGCUACACUCUUCGGGAAGGAAAAAAAAAAACUUUCAUGUAUUUUAAUUCUUCUUCACCUCUGAAAAAAGUUGAAUCUUGGAACCCAUUAUGCUAAAAAGCUCUUCAUAAGAACUGCUCCUCGACCAUCCAGGUUCCUGACUUGAUUCCUGAAGAACCCCGUUUUGUUCAGUUUCGCGUUUUCCCUGCUCUCAGCAAGAGCCGUGAAUUACCUGAUGAGCUGACUCGGGUGUAUUUAGAACAGAAAAUACACUAGGAGGUUCUCCAGGACCAGGGUUAGGAACUUGUGACCUAGAAGAACCUUAAGGCUUGAGCAUACUUCAUGUGGAAACAACAGUUGGCAAACUUCCAAGAAGAACGAGUCUGAUGUAACUGGAGCAAACGAGGCGUUUUAUUCCAAAAUGGCCGACUUGAUGACGCGCAGGAGUCGCCGUCUUUGUAGUUGUAGAAAGGGUUAUGAAAUCUUAGCAGCGCCAUCUGCAGCACUGGAGGAAUCUGAUGCAGCAGCUGAAAAGGUUCACAAACCUGACAGGCUCGGUCUCUGCAUUACAAAGGCUUUGACAUUUUUCAUUUUUUUUUCCUUCUAAGAGUGUAUAUCAAAAAUCCUGAUGCAUUUCCUGUUCUAGGUUUUAAUUACGAAUCAGAAAAGGAAGUCUUGAGAUUUUAUGAAACGCUGGGUUUAAUGAGUCAAAGUUUAGUGGGUGUGGCCAUGUUGAUGAUCUAUGCAUUGCGAAAGAAAGUGUGCGCGCGCAUGCAUUAUCCUACUUUAUAAACUUGUGUUCCGUUCUAUCGUUCUGUAUCAAGGGACCUAAAGACAAAUUGCCUUUUUUUUUUAAUGUUCAAAAUAUCUCGGUUAGUCUUUCAGGAGACGCUCUUGACCACGUUUACGACAAACCCCAAAACGACCACCGAUGCUACGUCUUGACUUGUACGUCUCGUCAGCGCUGCACACCUUUCUAUGACCUUGAUGUGAAUUUAGUUACAGCAAAAUCUAAAUCAUAAAACCUCCCAUUUCACAAAGGCCUCAUCUGAUUGGCUGAAGACACUGGGCGGUGACUCUGCAAGUGGACACGCGCAUGUGAAAGAACGAACGAUUUAUUUAAGCUCCUCCCACCUUUCAGAAAGCCAUUCUCUGUUACUGGAUUAACAGAUCAAAAUGUCAGGAUGAAACUGGGAUCAAUAAACGUUGACCUGGCUGCAAAA
Molecule: messenger RNA, 5846 nt
Organism: Neoarius graeffei (lesser salmon catfish)
Lineage: Eukaryota; Metazoa; Chordata; Actinopteri; Siluriformes; Ariidae
Gene: znf821
Product: zinc finger protein 821
Exons: 6
Coding region: 485-1759 (424 amino acids)
Biological process (GO): regulation of transcription by RNA polymerase II
Cellular component (GO): nucleus
Molecular function (GO): RNA polymerase II cis-regulatory region sequence-specific DNA binding; DNA-binding transcription activator activity, RNA polymerase II-specific
Source: RefSeq, a predicted model, not a curated record